GUUGUAUGAAUCUGGAUUUGGGAUGUUUGUCCGAGACCUCCAGUGCCGAUGAGUUCCAUCUGUCAUUGAUUGCUUGUAUCACGGCAAACCCAUCCCUCAGAGCAUUCUUUAUGGCCGUCCUUAGAGCAUUCUCCAUGGAUGACAACUUCUCCUCCAAAUUUGCAAAAUCAGCAUCAUGUCUUCUCUGGGUUAUAGGAUUGACAGAGGAGUGAACAAUUGAAUUUGGGAACUUCUAUGAAAUUGUUACAGUCAAAUUGUUACAAUCAAAUUGUUACAGUCAAAUUCGGAAUUAAAGGGAAAGAAUCUAGAAUCAAAGGAAGAAUCAAGAAGAAGAACGAUAAAGAAGCAGAAUUCAGAGAAGAAACAGAGUCGAGAGAGGAAAAGGAGGGAAACCACUUUCAGUAUACUUCAUCAGAUGCCCAUUUUAUAGACUCACAAACCAGUAAAAUACCCUCAGUUACAAUUUUGUAUGUAACAAAGAGGAAGUGAACAUAAUUGGCAAGGUCCAUCAGCACCCUUGCUGCAUCAAAUUCAACGGCCCUUGUUCUGUCUCUCACUAUGUCAAACCCAGAGCCACAGGCAAGCUUUCUACUUGCAUAUGCAUGGACGGAAGUGGAUGGGUUAAGAGUUGAACAAGCUUACUUCAGGGGAAGAAAGCUGCAAGGAAGUACCAUUUGUCUUCCGCAUGGCUAUUCGGGAUUUGUUCUAGGAAAGAAGAGCUUGGGCAAGAAAAGAGCUCGCGUUACUUCUGAAGGGAACCCAAACUGUUGGGAGACGGGAGGAAAUUUGAUAAAUUAGCAUAUUGGAAUGAUGAAAGCAUUCCUUCUAAGGAUGAUGCUUUUUUACGAUGAUUCCAUUGAUUUGCAGUAGCAGAAGCACUGCACAAGCCAGUAAAAGCUGAAGAUUUGACCAAUACUUCUGUUGCUUCUGGGAAUAGUUGAUGAAGUCAUGGAAAGAUGCAAAGAGCUUGUUGUUGUUGUUAGGUACUUAUAGUUUUUUGUACGUGCUGCUGCUGUGUAGACAGAUUGAGAAAUUGGAUGUGUGCGUGCGUGUGUUUAUAUUUUUCAGUUUGCAUGUUUUCAUACUUCAGUGCUUUAAGCUUUCAGGUUAGGUCAAGAAUAUCUGUGUGUGGACACACAUGAAGAAAGUUUCUAGAUGUGUUUGCUUAAAACAUCAAGUUUUGAUGGCUUAUGGUGGAACUUCUGACAUUAAAAUGAUUUCCCAGUUUAUAUAGGAUUCUAAGCUCAUCUUGGUUCUUAAUCUUCAAUUGUCAUAGUU
Rubroshorea leprosula is the source of this 1278-nucleotide messenger RNA. NCBI's taxonomy places the organism in Eukaryota, Viridiplantae, Streptophyta, Magnoliopsida, Malvales, Dipterocarpaceae. The record is from the annotation of a GenBank genome assembly.